Salarias fasciatus (jewelled blenny) is the source of this 1892-nucleotide messenger RNA. It is a transcript of the gene inpp1, whose product is annotated as inositol polyphosphate-1-phosphatase. NCBI's taxonomy places the organism in Eukaryota, Metazoa, Chordata, Actinopteri, Blenniiformes, Blenniidae. The coding region runs from base 314 to 1453 and encodes 379 amino acids. Gene Ontology annotation, biological process: phosphatidylinositol phosphate biosynthetic process. The record is from RefSeq and is a predicted model, not a curated record. Gene Ontology annotation, molecular function: inositol-1,4-bisphosphate 1-phosphatase activity. The transcript has 6 exons.
UGCGCAUUCGGCCGAACCUUGUAUUUACAGUCCUCUACGUGAGAGGAGCGGCCGCCCUUCCUACCGAGAGGAAACUCACGCUGACGUAAAGAACCCGGAGCUUUAAUUAAGAGCCGUAACGCCGCCGUUUUACUGAAAGUCGGCGUCCUCUCGCACCUUCCUGUCACUGAAAUUAUCCGCGUUCCCGACGGCUCGUUUGACGGCAGAGCGCGGCUGCAGAGAGUGACGGACGAGGGGAAAAUAAGGGGUGUGUGUAACCUGGAUUUGAACUUUCCAUCUAUAGACGCUCUCCUGCUCUUUCUUCUGCGCAGGCAUGGCUGAUCUGCUGAGGCUGCUGCUCCGGGUGGCUGAGAAAGCUGCGAACGUGGCCCGGGUGUGCAGGCAGGAAGCUCCCCUCUUUCAGCUGCUGGUUCAAGAGAAGACCGGGGACGACAAGAACAAGAAGUUCGUCCAGGACUUCAAGACGCUCGCCGACGUGGUGAUUCAAGAGAUGAUCCGGCACGACGUUGGCGUCCAGUUUCCUGAAAUGGCCGGCUUCAUUCACGGAGAGGAGUCGAACAAGUUUGAAAAUGGGCUCGGAGAGAGCGUGAUCGUCACCGUGUGCUCCACGGAGGAGGAGACCGCCGCUCUGCUGGCCUCGGUGCUGGACGGUGACCGCACGGCGGCGUCUCUGCUGGCCGGAGCCAUCCACCGAGACCCGGCGUCCAUCCAGUCCAACACGGACGGACUGUCGGUCCCCCUGAGCCCGUCUGAGCUCGGCAUCUGGAUCGACCCCAUAGACGCCACUAGCCAAUACAUUGAGGGUCGAGAGGAGGUGCUGGAGGAGGGCCACCUGUCACCGUCGGGUCUCCACUGCGCCCUGGUUCUGAUCGGGGUUUAUCUCCGCAGCACAGGCGAGCCCGUCAUGGGCGUCAUCAACCAGCCUUUCAACCACAAAGACCCAGCAGGUGGAGGCUGGAAAGGCAAACAUUUCUGGGGCGUCUCCUACGGCGGCACCAACAUCUGCUCGAUUUCGCCGCCGAAAGGUGGAGCUGAAGGACAGCGAGGACUGUCGGUGGUCCUGAGCUCCAGCGAGAAGCAGGUGGUGAAGGAGGCCCUGACCUCGCUGUGCGGCGCCGACAAGCUGGUGUACGCCUCCGGAGCCGGCUACAAGAUCCUGUGUGUCAUUCUGGGCCUGACUGACGUUUACGUGCUCUCGGAGGGAAGCACCUUCAAGUGGGACUCCUGCGCUCCCCACGCCCUGCUCCGAGCUCUCGGGGGCGGGGUGGCGGACCUGACAAGGACUCUCCAGUCCACCUGUGGAGCGCAGGAUCGCCGGACCGAACUGACCUACCACCAGCCCGCCACCGAGUGCAAAGGAGCCGACCGCUGGGCCAACCGGGGCGGCCUGGUGGCCUAUCGAGACUCUUCCCAGCUCGGCAGUGUCCUCGGCGUGCUGAAAGGCAAGCUGUAGACACCAGAGGCUCAGUCUGAAGCUUUCAUCAUUGCUAUGCCAUCAUAAUCAUGUUUUCUAUUUUAGUGGACAAAGAGGAGCGGAAUACGUUAAUCCUGAUUACUAUUGUUUUAUUUUUAACCACAUGUAUGAACAAGUUUGCAGAUUGCAGCGUGAACAUUAGACGUGACCCACAUCACCACUGCAGGUAUUGUCUCGUGUUUAAGAGCUGUUUGUUUCUGCAUACCAGAUUUAUUAGCUAUGAAGAGGAGCACUUUGCAAGUUUAUCCAAAGCUCAGGUUUGUAGGAUUCAUUCCAAAUGCAAAUCAAGAUAUAAAUGUUUACGCAACAAAACAGAAGGCUGACGAGUCGACAGUAACUAGGGACCUAUUAUGCUGACAUUGAAGUAUAUUUUCAUAUUCUGGAGCGCCACUAGAAUAAAUUGCAUAUUUAAACCUUU